GGGCUUUCAGCCCAUUCUUCAAUAAAUAAAUAUACAAAAAGGGAAAAAUACAAUUUGAUGUUCAAGUAAGAAACAGGAGUAAGAGAAACCGGCGACUUUGCAGUGAAAGGUCUCUUUUUUAUGGGAGUAUGCUGAAACUAGUUUCUGAAAUGUUGUGCGCUCGAGGUCAGAAGUUGAGGCCUUUUCUAUGUGCACAAGUUAGUGGCUUUCAUACUUCAAAGCCUGGUUUAGCACCUAGAAGCUUUUUCGGGGUGGAAGAUUUUGUUGAUGAUGACAAUAGCCGUCCAUAUACUUAUCAGAAGGGGAAAAAAUCGAAGAACCCAAACAAGCAUGUUUCUUUCAAGCAACGGACUGUAGCUUACAUGGAACCGUUCACACUUGAUGUUUUCAUAUCAAAGCGCUUUGUUUCAGCCUCAAUCACCCAUAGAGUUACAUGCAAACAGGUUGCAGUAGCUGGUACAAACUCCAAAGAUAUCAAGGCAGUGCUUAAAUCACGAAGUGAUAUUCCUGCAUGCUUGUCUGUCGGACAGAUAUUGUCCGACAGGGCAAGAGAGGCUGAUGUAUACACUGCUUCUUAUACACCUAGGGAUAGGGACAAAUUCGAAGGGAAAAUUAGAGCAGUUGUUCAGUCCCUCAUUGAUAAUGGUAUCGACAUCAAAGUUUAUCUUGACUGAAAAAAGAGAAGACCAAGCAGUUGUGAAGCCUUGACCUGGAUUGGAUAUAUGUAUGGCCUAACAUAGAGUUGAGGAACCUAUAAUACAGGCUUUGGAUGCUCCAAUAUUGCUGCGUAUACCUGGACAGUAUUCAUUUUACGUUUCCAUCUUCUGUUCCGCUGCAUCAUCAGAAGCUCCAAGGACCAAACACAGCUAGAAAGCAACAUCAGGGGCUCACUAGUGCAUCCCCCAUAUACAUAACUACUAAUACAUCUGUACAACUUGUUCUACGACUGUUGAACUCGUUUUGGAAGGAUGAGAUGUGGGUUUACACAUUUCUGUUUCUUUUAUUGACAAAAAAUGUUACUUUAGGUUAUAAGUAUCAUGUAAAGAUUGUGAGAAAGAAUGUAAAUUUAAUUAGGAAGAAUGGACUGUACACUCUAUAGCACUUGACUCAAGCUUAUAAUCAAAAUGAGCCCAUUUUU
This is a messenger RNA of Solanum stenotomum, 1138 nucleotides long. RefSeq lists its product as uncharacterized. Gene Ontology annotation, cellular component: ribosome. Gene Ontology annotation, molecular function: structural constituent of ribosome; 5S rRNA binding. The record is from RefSeq and is a predicted model, not a curated record. Bases 129 to 674 code for a protein of 181 amino acids. Gene Ontology annotation, biological process: translation. The transcript has 4 exons. NCBI's taxonomy places the organism in Eukaryota, Viridiplantae, Streptophyta, Magnoliopsida, Solanales, Solanaceae.